GUGCGGCGCGGGCGCGGGGCAGGAAGUCCCGUGCGCCUGAGUCAGGGGCGGCCGCUGCCGGGGUCGGUGGCGAUGGCGCUGGAGACGCUGUCCCCGGACUGGGAGUUCGACCGCCUCGACGACGGCUCUCAGAAAAUUCACGCUGAAGUGCAGUUGAAGAAUUAUGGAAAAUUUCUUGAGGAAUAUACAUCUCAGCUGAAGAGAAUUGAAGAUGCUUUGGAUGACUCUGUUGGAGAUGUUUGGGACUUCAGUCUUGAUCCCAUUGCUUUAAAGCUUCUGCCAUAUGAACAAUCUUCCCUACUGGAGCUCAUAAAGACAGAAAACAAGGUUCUAAACAAAGUUAUAACUGUGUAUGCUGCUCUUUGCUGUGAAAUCAAGAAGUUAAAAUAUGAGGCAGAAACUAAAUUUUAUAAUGGCCUCUUGUUUUAUGGAGAAGGAGCCACAGAUUCCAGCAUGGUGGAGGGAGAUUGCCAAAUACAGAUGGGAAGAUUUGUUUCUUUCUUGCAGGAGCUGUCUUGCUUUGUUACCCGAUGUUAUGAAGUGGUGGUGAAUGUAGUGCAUCAGCUGGCUGUUCUGUAUACCAGCAACAAGAAUGCACCUAAAAUUAUAGAGACAUCUGGAGUUCAUUUUCAGGCAAUGUAUGAGCACCUAGGAGAGUUGCUCACUAUCUUGAUCACUCUGGAUGAAAUAAUUGACAAUCAUGCCACACUGAAAGAUCACUGGACCAUGUACAAGAGGCUGCUAAAAUCUGUCCAUCACAACCCUUCUAAGUUUGGGAUUCAAGAAGAUAAACUAAAGCCUUUUGAAAAACUGCUGUUAAAACUGGAAUGCCAGUUACUUGAUGGAAUGAUAUUUCAGGCCUGUAUAGAGCAACAAUUUGAUUCUUUAAAUGGUGGAGUGUCAGUGUCAAAGAACAGCACAUUUGCUGAAGAAUUUGCUCAUACUCUUCGUACAGCUUUUGCAAACGUCGAAGCCAAACUUGGUGAACCUUCAGAAAUUGACCAGAGAGAUAAAUAUGUGGGCAUCUGCGGCCUCUUUGUACUGCAUUUUCAGAUUUUUCGGACUGUAGACAAGAAAUUUUAUAAGUCAUUGUUGGAUGUCUGUAAAAAGGUACCAGCCAUUACAUUAACAGCUAACAUUAUCUGGUUUGCUGACAACUUUCUGAUUCAAAAGAUUCCAGCUGCUGCCAAACUACUGGACAAGAAAAGUAUUCAUACAGUUAAAACACAAAGGGAGAACUUUCUACAGCAGAGGGCACAGUCACUUACCAAAGAUAUGCAGUCAUAUUAUGUUUUUGUGAGCUCGUGGAUGACAAAAAUGGAAUCUAUCUUGUCCAAGGAGCAACGCACAACGAAGUUUUCUGAAGAUCUUUCUAACCGCUGCAACGUCUUCAUCCAGGGUUUUCUUUACGCAUACAGUCUUAGCACCAUCAUUAAAACUACAAUGAAUCUUUACAUGUCAAUGCAAAAACCUAUGACCAAAACCUCAGUAAAAGCCUUGUGCAGACUUGUGGAACUUCUGAAGGCAAUAGAACAUAUGUUUUACCGAAGAAGCAUGGUUGUGGCAGACUCUGUGACACACAUCACUCAGCAUCUGCAGUAUCAGGCCCUUCACUCUAUCUCUGUGGCCAAGAAAAGGGUAAUUUCUGAUAAAAAGUACAGUGAGCAACGCCUGGAUGUCCUCUCUGCUUUGGUGUUGGCUGAGAACACCCUCGAUGGGCCAAGUACAAAACAGAGGCGGCUGAUCGUGUCCCUUGCACUGAGUGUGGGAACACAGAUGAAAACAUUUAAAGAUGAAGAACUUAUUCCCCUUCAGUUAGUUCUGAAAAAACUGGACUUGAUCAGUGAACUUACAGAGAGAGUUCGAGCACAAUGUGACUGUUGUUUCUUGUACUGGCAUCGAGCCGUCUUUCCAAUCUACUUAGAUGAUGUCUAUGAAAAUGCAGUGGAUUCUGCUAGACUACAUUAUAUGUUUAGUGCACUACGGGACUGUGUACCUGCUAUGAUGCAUGCAAGACACUUGGAAUCUUAUGAGGUGCUUCUGGAAUGCUAUGACAAAGAAAUCAUGGAAGUGCUCAAUGAGCACUUGCUGGACAAAUUGUGUAAAGAGAUAGAAAAGGACCUGCGCUUAUCAGUUCACACACACCUGAAGCUGGAUGACAGAAACCCCUUCAGAGUUGGCAUGAAGGACCUGGCUCACUUCUUCUUUCUGAACCCAAUACGUUUUUUCAAUCGAUUCAUUGACAUAAAAGCUUAUGUAACUCAUUAUUUGGACAAGACCUUCUACAACUUAACAACCGUAGCUCUUCAUGACUGGGCCACCUACAGUGAGAUGAGAAACUUGGCAACCCAACGCUAUGGUUUAAAUAUGACUGAGGCUCACCUUCCCAGCCAGACUCUGGAGCAGGGUCUGGAUGUUUUGGAAAUCAUGAGAAAUAUUCAUGUUUUUGUAUCCCGCUACCUCUACAAUCUGAAUAAUCAGAUCUUCAUUGAAAGAACAAGUAAUAACAAACACUUGAACACCAUCAACAUCCGACACAUCGCUAAUUCAAUUCGAACUCAUGGAACAGGAAUCAUGAACACAACAGUAAAUUUCACUUACCAAUUCUUGAGGAAAAAGUUUUACAUUUUUAGCCAGUUCAUGUAUGAUGAACAUAUCAAAUCCAGACUUAUCAAAGACAUCAGAUUCUUCAGGGAAGUCAAGGAUCAGAAUGAUCACAAGUAUCCCUUUGAAAGAGCAGAUAAAUUCAACCGUGGCAUCAGAAAACUUGGAAUAACCCCGGAUGGCCAGAGCUAUCUUGACCAGUUCAGACAACUCAUAAGUCAAAUUGGCAACGCUAUGGGUUAUGUACGAAUGAUAAGAUCUGGGGGACUUCACUGCUGCAGUAGUGCCAUUAGGUUUGUUCCUGAUCUGGAAGAUAUCGUUAACUUUGAAGAGCUGGUGAAAGAAGAAGGACUCUCAGAAGAAACACAAAAAGCAGCAAGGCAGCUGGACUCUGUGCUCAGUGACCUGACCCGGAACUUUGCAGAAGGAACCGAGUACUUCAAAAUGCUGGUGGAUGUGUUUGCUCCCGAAUUCCGCAGCCCAAAGAACAUGCAUUUGCGGAACUUCUACAUCAUUGUCCCCCCGCUGACCCUCAAUUUUGUAGAGCAUUCAAUGAAUUGCAAAGAGAAAUUGAAUAAGAAGAACAAAAGUGGAGCAGCUUUCACUGAUGAUGGGUUUGCCAUGGGUGUGGCUUACAUUCUGAAGCUUUUGGAUCAGUACCAGGAGUUUGAUUCUCUGCACUGGUUCCAGUCUGUUAGAGAGAAGUAUGUGAAGGAAAUAAGAGGAGUAACUAAGCAACAGAAAGUGCAGUCCACUAAUCAAGAUGAAAAACUACUACAGACUAUGAACCUUACCCACAAGCGACUGGAAUUUUGUUUACAGGAAUUUGAACUCCUUUAUUUUUCACUAAGUAGUGCAAGAAUUUUUUUCAGAGCAGAUAAAACUGCAGCAGAAGAAAGUCAGGAAAAGAAAGAAAAAGAAGAAGAAUCUGGUAAAGCAAGCAAUGGAGAUCUUUCCAACUCUACGCCUGCAGAGCCUGUUGUGAAAUGACAUGGCUGGUAUGGGUGAUGAUUACUUACUCAAAUAACUCAUGUCCUUGUCUUCAUCAGUAACACUCUGUAGGAGUUAAAGCUCUAGAUUUGAUUUACUUGCUUUGUUAAAUCCAAGAGAAAAUGUACAGUAGUAUACUAGCAUCCACUGAAGCUAGGUCUGUGUUUGUCUAUAUUUCCUGUAGAAACUCCUAUUUUUCAGGAGUUUGCAUUAUUUACAGCACUUUCUUUAGAUUGAAAAUAAUUUAAUACAAUGUUGACCUUGGAGGUAGUUAUUUUAAAGUACAGAUAUGCAGAUAAAAAAAUCCUUAUCAGUUUCUAGAUGCAUUCUUGCAUCUCUGUCAUAGCAUUUAAAAAAAUCCAAACUCAUAGGCUGUUGGCCCAAGAUUUGAACUGGCAUCUCUUCAACCAGAAAAAAACCUUGAAUCUAGAUAUUGGGUCUAUCUGUUAUCCAAAAAAUGAGACAUGUCAUUGUGCAGUCCUGUUGCAUUUAAUGCAGUCACAGAUUACACUGUGGGUGUAACAGUGUAUGUUGUGAAUAUAUGUUAAAUCUAUUACACAAAACGGAAGUGCUUAUUACUGUUUAAUUCCAAAUCCCCUUGUUAUUAUUAUAGACAGCAUUUGUACUGUGGGAGCUUAGGAUCCCAUCAAAUAUUUAUUUUCCCCUCAUUUUUCCCCCUUAUCAAAGAAUGGGAAAACAAGAAAAGUGAACGUAACAAAUUACUUCUCAUUUCAUACUGAAGGUCUGAUUUGCAUCCACAGAAGUAAGGAAAUCCAGAGCCAAGACAGAACCACAAUCAGCUCUUCCUUUUAUGACCAGACACUGUGAUGGGUGUCUGUAACUAUUAAGUGAUCUUACAGUUCAUGAAUAUGUUGUGCCUAUUUGCAAGUUUCAGCCUCAAUUCUGUAUUUCCUAGCCUUUGUAGGUCUGUUGUACCAUGUGUUGUUCAUACAGUCUUACAUGCCUGAUUAUUAACAAUAAUUGCACUGCAGGCUCAGAAGCUGCUGAACACUGUGAGAACUCUGUAUAACAUGUGUCCAUGCCUGCAAGUAGAGGUUCUAGAUUGUGCAAAAGUUAUUUGGAUUCCUAACUUAAGUAGCUAGACUUAGCUUAAAAGAAAACACCACUUCUAUUAAAAUAUACAGGUGUGUUUUAAUCUCCCAGAACAUAACACCCUUCUAGUUCUUACCAACAAGAAUAAACUAUUCUAGUCAGUCCAGCUGAGAGAAUUACCCUUGGGGUUUUUUUUUUGGCACUCUUAAACUCUCUUUUUAGACCAAACUUGCUUUAAUACGUGUUUUAGUGGUUCAGAUUGUUCCACCCACUCUUGGGUCAUUGGUUAAAACAAUUCCUGAUGUAUUUUUGAUUCACCCUUUCCUGCCAGUCACUUCAACAUUCAGACAGCAAGGAUGAAUGUUUUGUCACAACUGGAAAGACCAGACUGAUACGAACGUUCCAUUUGUUGGUUCUGAGAACAUGACACACAAGCUUCAUGGACUGUUAAAAUCAGCUGGGCUCAUUAAAGUUUUUAUUUUUAAUUCAUUAUAACUGCCCUAAAGAAUGCUGCAUUACUUGAUUUAUAUUUUUGCUUUUUUACUUUGAUACAGGUUUAUGUUUUUUUUUAAUUUGUGUACACUUUUUUUGACCAAACUGUGCCCGCACUGAACGCUCAGUAGCACUGCCAAGAUCAGCAUUCUUGCUGCUGCUUCCCAUCCUGCUGCAGUUGCUGUGCCCAUCCUUCCACAUUCCCAUCUCUGCUGAAGUCACCUAAGUUCGUGGAGUGGAAAGGCCAAGUGCUGCGUUUCCUUCUUCCACAGCAACGGCAGAAUCACCCAUAGAUGGUGUUCCUUUCCCCAGGAUGGCCUUGCUAGGGAGCUGUGUAUGGCCAAGACACAGCCCACACUCUAGUCUGCACUUGUAUUUUCCCUUCUACAUCUUUUUUUUUUAUUUUGGAAAGACAUUAUCUUGCUAUGGUAGGACUUUGCAGUUGAACAUAACGUGAACUGAGCGCUGUCUUCAUGUAUGGUGGUUAACAAAUUCACGUGGUUCUGGUGAUGGAAAUUCUAGAGGAAAGACAUAGCCUAUUUUUAUAGACACCUGUUUAAUCUGGGAGAACUGAAUGUAUACUCUAUGUGGCAAAAAUAUAUACAUACACAAAUAUGUACAGUGAUAAUAGAGCUAUUCUUGCUAAUACAGGACUGUAGUUUGUAUUUCCUUCUUUCUCUUUGUCAUGUAGCAGCAUAGACAUGCAGAAAGAUUUUUCUUACCUGAAAUCCAAGGUGGGUCCUGGGUUUGGAUGUCACACGUGACACUGAGUUGAAUUAAAUCCUUUUUUCUCCCCACAAGGAUAUGGAAGGGGGGCAAAAUUCAUGCUGUGGUGCUACUACUCUUUCUGUUGCUUUUGGCCUCCUGUUGCAAUUACAGGAACUAAAUGGACCCUAACUGGUUGUCUGGAGAUGAGACAAUGGAGCUAAAACAAAAAGUCCUCUAAACUAAACCAGAUGUGCUCACUCAGAAAUUCCCAGGAGUGAUAGACGUGAGGAUGAUGAAUUUAGGUUUUUUUUCUUCAGGACAGGGUUAGAACAGGCUGAAGGCCAGGCUCUCACCCCCAGCAGGCAGCUGUCACCACUGCCCUCAGGUGUUCAGCCUUGUGCCAAGGCUGCUGGAAGUGGCAGCAGCUGCUCUCCCAGGGGUUGUGGCCACACAGCUCCCUGUCAGCCCUGCCACCAAGGGUUUGCAUGGCCCCAGCAGCACCCAACUGCUGCAAACUCCUGCUGAUGAAAGGGCACAUUCUGCAAAUCCUAAUGCAGCCUGGAACCAGAAGGAAAUUUGAGUUGCAUCAGACGUCCAUCAACAGCUGUUUUCAGCUUCUCAGGUACAAAGGACCAAAUGUAAUACUUAAUGUUUCCUAACUCAUUGUACAAAAGGGUAUUUUGUUACUCCAGUCUCUUUGGUUUGUGAGUAGAGAACAUUAUGUACAUAAAACUGUGUUAAUAAAUGCAAUUUUGAGAACCUCAUUCCCAGUGUUUUCAGUAACACCCGUUCAGUGUUAAUUUUUUCAAUAAGAAAGCUUCAGCUUUUAUUUAUGAAGAAGUUUUUGUGUCAGUUACUAACAGUUUUCUUCCACGGUACUUUUAAAAAUUCAACAACCAGUUAAAUAACAUUUAUUACACAUCAAACACUUCCAGGCUGGGGUCUUUCAGAUACUGUUGCACAGAUUCUCCUUAUGGAAAAUCUAGUCUCUGGGUGACUGAGAAGAGUUAGGUACCUUAUCCUGAUUAAUAUAAAC
Messenger RNA from Poecile atricapillus (Black-capped chickadee), 6883 nucleotides. Its product is annotated as WASH complex subunit 4-like. Gene Ontology annotation, cellular component: endosome; WASH complex. The coding region runs from base 73 to 3594 and encodes 1173 amino acids. Gene Ontology annotation, biological process: endosomal transport; endosome organization. The record is from RefSeq and is a predicted model, not a curated record. NCBI's taxonomy places the organism in Eukaryota, Metazoa, Chordata, Aves, Passeriformes, Paridae. The transcript is spliced from 33 exons.